CUUUUCUGGGUAUCCCGUAAUAGCUUUGAAUUGUAAGAUUUUUUUUAGGUUGAAAUUGUUGGUGGGGUUUUAAAAUUUUAGUGGUUUGGUUGAUUUGCAGUGGUGAGAAAAAUGGUUUCAGGUGCAAAGACACACAGUUUUGAAGAGGUUGCAAAUCACAACAAGAUCAAAGAUUGCUGGCUCAUUAUUUCUGGGAAGGUGUAUGACGUAACUCCAUUCAUGGAUGAGCAUCCCGGAGGCGGCGAAGUCUUGCUUUCAGCGACGGGGAAGGAUGGGACAAAUGAUUUUGAAGAUAUUGGGCACAGUGAUGAAGCUAGAGAAAUGAUGGAAAAAUACUACAUCGGUGUGACUGAUUCUAAAACUGUCCCGACCAAGCGCACCUACAUUCCGCCGCAAGAAACGCCAAACAACGCCAACGCUAAGGCCUCUGAAUCACUGGUUAAGAUGCUACGAUUUCUACUGCCCCUCUUCAUUCUCGGCUUGGCUCUUACACUUGGUCUCUACACCAAGAAAGACUAGGAAGGAAGUUUUUACUUUAAAAAAAGU
Hibiscus syriacus is the source of this 546-nucleotide messenger RNA. RefSeq names its product cytochrome b5-like. The transcript has 3 exons. Lineage: Eukaryota; Viridiplantae; Streptophyta; Magnoliopsida; Malvales; Malvaceae. The coding region runs from base 112 to 519 and encodes 135 amino acids. The record is from RefSeq and is a predicted model, not a curated record. Gene Ontology annotation, molecular function: heme binding. Gene Ontology annotation, cellular component: membrane; intracellular membrane-bounded organelle.